GAGAGGCGAGGUGUUCGCGCGAGGGGUCAUGUUUUUGGCCCGGGGAAGACUGUGCACCCUUGGCAGUAGACCUAAAUUCCUGAAGACAAUUUGUGCUUCAAAAAUCCUUGGACUCUCUACUUCUGCUAAAAUGUCUUUGAAAUUCAGAAAUGCAAAACGAAUUGAAGGCCUUGAUAGCAAUGUGUGGAUUGAAUUUACCAAGUUGGCUGCAGACCCCUCUGUUGUGAAUCUUGGCCAAGGCCUUCCAGAUAUAUCCCCUCCUGUAUAUGUAAAGGAAGAAUUAUCAAAGAUUGCAGCAAUUGAUAGUCUGAAUCAGUACACACGGGGCUUUGGUCAUCCAUCACUUGUGAAAGCUCUGUCCUGCCUAUAUGAAAAGUUUUAUCAAAAUCAAAUAAAUCCAAAUAAAGAAAUCCUUGUGACAGUAGGAGCAUAUGGAUCUCUUUUUAAUGCCAUUCAGGGAUUAAUUGAUGAGGGAGAUGAAGUCAUAGUGAUAGUGCCUUUCUAUGACUGCUAUGAGCCCAUGGUGAGAAUGGCUGGAGCAAUACCUGUUUUUAUUCCCCUGAGAUCUAAACUUGUUGAUGGGAAAAAAUGGUCUAGUUCUGACUGGACAUUAGAUCCUCAAGAACUGGCAAGCAAAUUUAAUUCCAAAACCAAAGCUAUAAUACUAAAUACUCCGCAUAACCCCCUUGGCAAGGUGUAUACCAAAGAGGAACUCCAAGUAAUUGCUGACCUUUGCAUCAAAUAUGACACACUUUGCAUCAGUGAUGAGGUUUAUGAAUGGCUUGUAUAUACUGGAAAUAAGCAUUUUAAAAUAGCCACUUUUCCAGGUAUGUGGGAGAGAACAAUAACGAUAGGAAGUGCUGGAAAGACUUUCAGUGUAACUGGCUGGAAGCUUGGCUGGUCCAUUGGUCCUAAACAUUUGAUAAAACAUUUACAGACAGUUCAACAAAACACCGUUUAUACUUGUGCGACUCCUUUACAGGAAGCUUUGGCUCAAGCUCUUUGGAUUGACAUCAAGCGCAUGGAUGACCCAGAAUGCUACUUUAAUUCUUUGCCAAAAGAGUUAGAAGUAAAAAGAAACCGGAUGGUACAUUUACUUGAAAGUGUUGGCCUAAAACCCAUAGUUCCUGAUGGGGGAUACUUCAUCAUUGCUGAUGUGUCUUUGCUAGAUACAGACCUUUCUGAUAUGAAGAACAGCAACGAACCUUAUGACUAUAAAUUUGUAAAAUGGAUGACUAAAAAUAAGAAAUUGUCUGCCAUCCCAGUUUCAGCAUUCUGUAAUGCAGAGACCAAAUUACAGUUUGAGAAAUUUGUGCGAUUUUGCUUCAUUAAAAAAGAUAGUACACUGGAUGCUGCUGAAGAAAUCAUCAAGGCAUGGAGUAGACAGAAGUUUUGAUACUUGCAGACCGCAUUGUUUCUAUUAGAUGACCUAGUAUGGAAUUAUUUAGUACUGCUACUUGCUGGGUAUUGAAAAAAAAUUUUCAGUACAAAUGAAAUUUAAAGGACUAUUUCCAUUGUUAAUCCUACUCCUGACAAUAUUCAGGAGAUCUGAUUUUUUUUUCAGCUGAAUUGUAUUAAAACAGCUUUUAGACCAUUUUAUGUGUCAGUAUAGUGCAGUGGUAAGAACUGUGAGAUGCUGGUUGAUGCUUAACCUCCUCUGCGCUUCAGUUUCCUCAUAAAAGGGGAAUAAAAAUAGCACCUACUUUAUAUGAAGUUUGUGAGUUGUUGUUUGUGAGGAUGAAAUGGACUGAUGUAUGUAAAGCCUGGCAAACAAUAAGCACUCAACUACUCUUGGCCAGUUUCACUUCUCUGCCAUUGCAUGAAAACCCUUAACCAGUUACAUCCCCCUCAACUCUGUAUCUUUGCUUUGUCUCUACCCACCUGUAGUUCUCUCCCCUUCACUUACUAACGACUUUGAACUCUGCUCAUAGUUUUGCCUCUCUUGCAAGUACUGCCAUCAUCUGGAGUGGCUUCAAGGUCCCCAUGGAUUACCUAGGCUUUUGGUACUUUGACCUCCUCACCUCUGGUGAUAUUCACCUCCACUCCACUCUCCACUUCAGCCACCCACUCCCUUGGGCAUACCCUAAACCUUUCAUCAUUUCAGGCUGUUCCAUCUUUGAGAUAAUAAGUUAGUCAUUUCACACUGUAACCACCUAUUCUUACACAAAGUAUCACCCCUGGCCAAUAUUUCCCACUCUCUCCAUCUCUCUCUCUCACUCAG
Molecule: messenger RNA, 2221 nt
Organism: Kogia breviceps (pygmy sperm whale)
Lineage: Eukaryota; Metazoa; Chordata; Mammalia; Artiodactyla; Physeteridae
Source: RefSeq, a predicted model, not a curated record